Messenger RNA from Zymoseptoria tritici IPO323, 447 nucleotides. RefSeq lists its product as uncharacterized. Lineage: Eukaryota; Fungi; Ascomycota; Dothideomycetes; Mycosphaerellales; Mycosphaerellaceae. Gene Ontology annotation, cellular component: cytoplasm. The transcript has a single exon. The annotation marks the transcript as partial. Gene Ontology annotation, biological process: peptidyl-serine phosphorylation; autophagy. Gene Ontology annotation, molecular function: protein serine/threonine kinase activity; ATP binding. The record is from RefSeq and is a predicted model, not a curated record.
GGUCUCAAGUGGCUCCACGAAAACGAUGUUAGUCACGGUGAUCUUACAGCCGCGAACGUCUUGCUCCGCUUACUUCAUCCGUCCGACUGCGUGAUCAGCGACUUCGGAGAGUCGCGUAAAGGUCGAAUGCAGACUACUUUGCCCGGAACCUUGGUUUACAUAGCCCCGGAAGUGGCUCGUAUCUAUCUGCACGGCGGAGAUGGAUAUGAGUACGACGCGCAGCGAGCAGACGUAUGGUCGACCGGUGUACUUGCCUCUCGUAUCUUGACCUUGAAACUGCCUCCGAUCCCUAGCGACGGCAAGUGGCUCGCGAUGUUUGCUACACUUCGCGGGUGGAGUCCUACCUUUGAAGGGCUCUCGGAGAACUGCUCGGCUCUUCUACUGCGGAUACUCUCCUAUGAUUCCAGCCGGCGACCGAGUGCUGCGCAAUGCCUUGACGACGACUGG